GAAACCACGUGAAAUGACGAGGAGUAUUAAAGUGAUUGUUAUAAUUCACAUCGAGCUGUCGUGGAACAUUAAAGCACCAGCAGCGAGCAGCAAACACACGGUGCUGGCUGACAUGUCUUCAUAUCGUCCGCCAACGUGAGUGAGAGAAACAGGAGGAGCCACACGACCGGUGUCGUUUCACUACGACACUUUAUAGUGUGACACCGUUUGAACAACGUGACCUUCUCUUGAUUUUUGGACGAGCGUGAACGUCGCGAGCACAGGUGGACGAAAACGCAUGAGACUCGAGAUGCAGACGAUACGUGUGGUUCCGUUUAAAUUGUCAAAGACAGAGUGAGAGUCCAGCAGUCUAUAUUUCCUUUUUUUGUUUGUUUUGUACUUUAAUACUCCGCUGCAGUUUAAUAUAUUGCAUCGCGAUGUUGCGGAGCUUCGCUUCCCAGGGUGUUUAUGAACUCUGGAGAGGCCUCUGCUCGGCGCCCUGUGUCGCCAAGAGGCCAGUCGGAACUUCUCUCUUAGUCCGCAGCGCGGGUCGUCACCUGCCGCACGUUUCUGCUGGUCACUUCCGGACUGGGAUCCCGGCGUGGAAGGAUGCUCUCCAGCCAACAAGAGACAACCUCGACGAAAAACAGACCCUCGAUCUGGACAAAUGGAAAUCUGUGAUGAGAGCCCAAGUGGCAUCAGAAGAGAGGCCGCAGCGCGAUGAGGAAGAGGACGCCAGCGAUGAUGAGGAUGGUGAAAACCUCAAAGAACCAGGUGGUGAUUCAAAGGGCAGUUCUUCCCUGGAGGCCACUCGCGAUCUGGUUGCGAUGUGGCGCCAAGCUGGGAAGCUUGUACCACAAGAGAUGGCCGAUGAUGAGGUCCAGACGCUGGCCGAGCUCACCACCAAGUCCUCCAGGAAGAAGUACCUUAAGUACCUGGCCAUCAAGGAGGGCCACAAAAGGUCCCGUAAGGAGAAGCAGCAGCAGAAGAAGAUGGCAAGGGACGCCUCGCUGGAGCAGAGGAGAAUACAGGACUGCGAUGCGGAGGACGAGAGGGGACUUAAAAACACAAUGUUCCUCCAGUUCUGGGGGCGCUCCCUGGACAAGCACCUGGCCUGGAGGAGCGCCCAGGCCAUGCUGUUCGGUCAGCCACUGGUGUUUGACAUGAGCUACGAGUCAAACAUGACCAGACGGGAGUUGGACAACACCGUAGCACAACUUUUGGAGGUGGAAGGGUGGAAUCGACGUGCCGCCGAGCCUUACCACCUCCACUUUUGCAACCUGCAGGCGGAUGGCGCCUACAGGAGCGAGCUGGUCAAGCGAUACGGCGACGAGGCCUGGGACCGUCUGUUGGUCACCAGCACUGACCAGCAGCACGUGGACCGGUUCCCUCGGGAACAGCUCGUGUAUCUCACUGCGGACUCCCCCAACGUUCUCCGCACGUAUGACCACUCCAAGGUCUACAUCGUUGGAGCGCUGGUGGACCGGUCGAUCCAGUCGGGCCUGUCACUGGCCAAUGCAAAGCGUCUGAACCUGGCCACGGCCCGUUUACCCCUGGACGAGUUCCUCCAAUGGGAGAUGGGAGCCAAAAAUCUGACUCUGGACCAGAUGAUCCGCAUCAUGCUCGCUCUUAAGGAGACGGGGAAAUGGGAGGAGGCGUUUAAGUUUGUGCCCAAGAGGAAGUAUGACUGCUUCCACCAACAGACACCGAAAGAGAUGGUCAACAGCGGAGGCAGGGGAGUCACAAACCCCAGAGGCAGACAGGAUGGCGACAGACCGCUUAGAUCGGGAGAAAGAAACAGUGAGAGGACUUUUAAAAAUGAGGGCCAAAGUCUUCCUAGAUUCCCUAAAGAGUCUGGGUUCAGUGGGAGAGGCAGAGUGGCUGGACCGCCCGGUGACAACAAACCGGCGGCAACCAGAGUACGGACCUCAUUUAAGAGCCACAUAGAGGGAAGAAAAAGUGCAGGCAAAAGCAAGCUGUGGGGGGAUGAUGAUGAUGAGUAAAGUCAACAGAAAUUGUAACUGUGGACAAUAAGGACAUACAAGUGGUGUCUGAAGGGAUUGAAGUGUUGUAACAGGUAAUCACUGGUGCUUACUGACUGCUUUGAGUUCCAAUGCAAGGUUAUAAACAAGAAAAGACAUUAAUAAAAAAGGUAGAAACUA
This is a messenger RNA of Cyclopterus lumpus (lumpfish), 2141 nucleotides long. It is a transcript of the gene trmt10c, whose product is annotated as tRNA methyltransferase 10C, mitochondrial RNase P subunit. Lineage: Eukaryota; Metazoa; Chordata; Actinopteri; Perciformes; Cyclopteridae. The transcript has a single exon. Gene Ontology annotation, molecular function: tRNA binding. Bases 417 to 1982 code for a protein of 521 amino acids. Gene Ontology annotation, cellular component: mitochondrion; nucleoplasm; nucleus. The record is from RefSeq and is a predicted model, not a curated record. Gene Ontology annotation, biological process: positive regulation of mitochondrial translation; mitochondrial tRNA 5'-end processing.